Messenger RNA from Tachyglossus aculeatus (Australian echidna), 939 nucleotides. RefSeq names its product olfactory receptor 2B11-like. The record is from RefSeq and is a predicted model, not a curated record. Gene Ontology annotation, molecular function: olfactory receptor activity; G protein-coupled receptor activity. Gene Ontology annotation, biological process: G protein-coupled receptor signaling pathway. Gene Ontology annotation, cellular component: membrane. NCBI's taxonomy places the organism in Eukaryota, Metazoa, Chordata, Mammalia, Monotremata, Tachyglossidae.
AUGGACUGCAAGAAUGUGAGCUCCCAAUGGGUCUUCAUUCUUCUGAGCUUCUCUGACCGGCCCUGGUUGGAGAUGCUUCUCUUUGUCUUGGUCCUUGUCACUUAUAUCUGCACUCUGGUGGGCAAUGUGGCCAUCACUUUGGUGUCCCGGAUGGAUCCCAAGUUGGAUAGCCCCAUGGACUUCUUCCUGAACCUGUCCUUCCUGGAUCUGUGCUUCACCACCACCACAGUUCCCCAGAUGUUGAGGAACAUUUGGGCCCAAGUCAAGACCAUCAGCUAUGGGGGCUGCAUGACCCAGCUGUACAUUUUUCACUUCCUGGGGGCCACUGAGUGCAUCCUGCUAACCAUGAUGUCCCCCAACCGCUACGUGGCCAUCUGCAAGCCCUUGCACUACCUGGCCAUCAUGCAUCAGCGUCUCAGCAUCCUCUUGGUGGCCACAGCCUGGGUUAGUGGCUUGGCCAACUCACUGCUGCAAUCCUCACUCACGGUCCAGCUUCCCCUUUGUGGGAACCACGUGGUUGACAAUUUCUUCUGUGAGGUGCCGGUGGUCUUCGAGAUGCCCUGCGUGGACACCUCCUUCAGUGUGGCCAUGCUCUCUGUGGUGGGCACCUUCUUUGCGCUGGUGCCCGUGGCUCUCAUCCUGGUGUCCUAUGGCUUCAUCACCAUAGCGGUGUUAAGGAGCCUAUCCUCUCUGGGAAGGCUCAGGACCUUCAACACUUGUGGCUCUCAUGUUGCCGUGGUCUCACUCUUCUAUGGCCCGGUGAUUGGGAUGUAUGUCCAGCCCGCUGCUGACAACUCCCGGGAUAAGGCCAAGCCCAUGACCCUAUUCUACAGCAUCGUCACCCCAGUGUUCAAUCCCUUCAUCUACACGCUAAGGAACAAAGAUGUGAAAGGGGUGGUUGGAGAGGCUUCUGCAAAAGAGUGGUCAAAGCCGGGGUAG